Molecule: messenger RNA, 1073 nt
Organism: Dunckerocampus dactyliophorus (ringed pipefish)
Lineage: Eukaryota; Metazoa; Chordata; Actinopteri; Syngnathiformes; Syngnathidae
Product: hepatitis A virus cellular receptor 1 homolog
Exons: 8
Coding region: 96-860 (254 amino acids)
Source: RefSeq, a predicted model, not a curated record
UCCUGUUGAUAAAGACUUUUCCCCAGUCGCACUGUCAGUGUUGAGCUGAACUGAAGUUUUUUCAACUGAUUCUGAGACAGCCAGAUUACGACACCAUGACUUCUCCUGUCAGAAGACUCCUUGCUUGGACUUGUGGUUUUAGUCUCCUCCUGGGUUGCGUCUUACCGCUCACGUUCCCAGUUGGGGAAAAUGCCAAUUUACCAUGCAGCUUUUUGCCUGAACAAGCACCUGACAUACGUCUAGUAUGCUGGGGUAGAGAAGUUUCGGAGUACGAGGAUGAGUGCACUGAUGAGAUGUUCCGGUCAGAUGGGAAAGUGAUUUUCACCAGACCGUCUGGGCGCUACCACUUCACAGGCAACAUUGCUGAGGGCGAUGCGGCAAUGACCAUCAUGGAUGUCAAUGAGGAUGACUCUGGAUAUUAUUUCUGUUUGGUGAAGGGCAUCGGUAUCUAUCAGUUGUUCAAUUGGGACGUGAAGAUAGAAGGACCCCCCAGAGAGGCCUUGGCCCCCUCCUCCAUCCAGACAGCACCAACUCCCAUCAUGGCCACCACGCCCUCCACUGCCAACGAGACCGAGAGUGAGACAACAAUUGUGGUGGCUUCCACUGUGACACCCCUUGUUCUGGUGAUGCUGACUGUUGCCAUGGCUGCCACAUGGUACAUUAAAACACGGACAGGCAGUGUUGACUUUGUGAACCCCAAGUGGACGGUCUUUGGGUCGGAGAUUGCGACGUUUUCUGACGAUGUGGCGUGGAAUGAAGGGGGUGUGGUGCUGACGAAGUUUACUCCUUUAGAGGAGGGUUAUGGGCCGGUGCAUAUCCCACCUGGCUUUGAGCGAGAUGUGGUGGUCACCCAACUGUGAGGCAGACAUGCUGACCACUAGUCCACCGUGCUGCACCUUCCAAGAUGAAUCAUUACAAUCACUCGGUGGAGAAGCUGUGAUUUCGAUGCUAACAUCGGGUUUCAUAACCUACUCUUUGACUAGCACAGAAUGAUUUGAAAAUGAAUUCUCUUCAUUGAAUAAUAUUGUAUUCUCGCCGUGAUUUCAGGUUUUCUUUGAUGCUUAUCUCCUUUA